AUGGCUAACUCCAAAACAAUACUCCUUGCACAACAAAACCUCUUCUCUGUUUUCCUUUUAACCUUUCUCUUGUUAAUCACCAAUGUCAAAUCAAACUCAUUUUCUUUCGGCAUCCCCAAGUUUGACACCAGUACCAAAAACAUAUUUCUCGGCGGUGAUGCCAAAACCAUUGAUGGAGUGCUACAACUGACUAAAAAAGACCAAGUUGGAAAACCGCUUCCACAUAGUUUUGGUCUCUCCGCAUUUUCAGGAUUUAUUAAUCUCUCCGACAAAAAAAGUGGUAAAGUUGCUGGCUUUACCACCGAGUUCUCCUUUGUUGUAAAUCCAAAGGGUUCAGAACUUCACGGAGAUGGAUUCACUUUCUUUAUUGCGUCAUUGGGUUUUGAGUUCCCCGACAAUUCAUCAUCAGAGGGUGGAUUCCUAGGUCUUUUCGAUGAAGGAACGGCCUUCAAUACCUCUAAAAACUCUAUUGUUGCUGUUGAGUUUGAUAGUUUUGCAAAUGAAUGGGACCCUCAAGGGAACACACCUCAUAUAGGAAUUGACAUCAACACGAUUGAAUCUUCGAUCACUGUUGAUUGGCCAAUUGAUCGUCAACAAGAAGGAUCAAUAGGGAAGGCACGUAUAACUUACACUGCUGCCUCAAAAGAAUUGAGUGUGCUUGUAACUUAUCCAAAUGAUCCCAUCAAAGAGGAAGUUGGUGUAUCAUAUCCGGUUGAUUUCGCAGAUAUUCUAUCUGAAUGGGUCCUUGUUGGUUUCUCAGGUGCCACGGGCCAACUUGCCGAAACACACGAUAUUCUUUCUUGGUCUUUUGCUUCGAACUUGUAG
This is a messenger RNA of Trifolium pratense (red clover), 825 nucleotides long. RefSeq names its product lectin 8-like. The record is from RefSeq and is a predicted model, not a curated record. Bases 1 to 825 code for a protein of 274 amino acids. Gene Ontology annotation, molecular function: carbohydrate binding. NCBI's taxonomy places the organism in Eukaryota, Viridiplantae, Streptophyta, Magnoliopsida, Fabales, Fabaceae. The transcript has a single exon.